Messenger RNA from Cynocephalus volans (Philippine flying lemur), 1532 nucleotides. RefSeq names its product nudix hydrolase 9 (gene NUDT9). Gene Ontology annotation, molecular function: ADP-ribose diphosphatase activity. The transcript has 8 exons. Gene Ontology annotation, cellular component: mitochondrion. The coding region runs from base 269 to 1321 and encodes 350 amino acids. NCBI's taxonomy places the organism in Eukaryota, Metazoa, Chordata, Mammalia, Dermoptera, Cynocephalidae. Gene Ontology annotation, biological process: defense response. The record is from RefSeq and is a predicted model, not a curated record.
GUCAGGGGAAGGAAGCGUUGUCGUCUUUCGUUGCUCUGAAAUUUUUCCUCCACACACUGGGGAAAGUGGUAGACUAUUAUUUGGGGAGGGCUCCUGGUCUCUGGGUGUUUACAGACAGACGUACUUACUCCCUUUUGGGAACAGGAGGGCGGCCCGGUCCUAGUUCCCGCUAGAUACCCCGGGCCAGAGCUCCGGGCUGUGGGGCGGUCAGAGGCUGAGGCCCAAACUAAGAACGACCUAGCUCCGCAAAGCAGCCCGCAGGGCGCUGAUGGACGGACGCUUCCUGGGAAAGGCUUUAGCAGCGGUGUCUCUCUCUCUUGCCUUGACCUCUGUGACUCUCAGGUCCUCAGGCUGCUGCAGCAUCCCUGCGUACAGAAACUCAUUUUCAUCUUGUUGGUUACAUCUCAAUUCCCACGUCAUGUCUGGUUCUAAUGGUGCCAAAGAGAAUUCCCACAACAAGGCUCGGACAUCUCCUUACCCAGGUUCCAAAGUUGAACGAAGCCAGGUUCCUAAUGAGAAAGUGGGCUGGCUUGUUGAGUGGCAAGAUUAUAACCCUGUGGAAUACACUGCAGUCUCUGUCUUGGCUGGACCCAGGUGGGCAGAUCCUCAGAUCAGUGAAAGUAACUUUUAUCCCAAGUUUAAUGAAAAGGAUGGGCAUGUUGAGAGAAAAAGCCAGAAUGGCCUGUACGAGAUUGAAAAUGGAAGACCAAGAAAUCCUGCCGGACGAACAGGACUGGUUGGUCGGGGGCUUUUGGGGCGAUGGGGCCCAAAUCAUGCUGCAGAUCCCAUCAUAACUAGGUGGAAAAGGGAUAGCAGUGGAAAUAAAAUCACCCACCCUGUUUCUGGGAAACAUAUCUUACAGUUUGUUGCAAUAAAAAGGAAAGAUUGUGGAGAAUGGGCAAUCCCAGGGGGGAUGGUGGAUGCAGGAGAGAAGAUUAGUGCCACACUGAAAAGAGAAUUUGGUGAGGAAGCUCUCAACUCCUUACAGAAAUCCAGUGCUGAAAAGAAAGAAAUAGAGGAACAGUUGCACAAACUCUUCAGCCAAGAACAUCUGGUGAUAUAUAAGGGAUAUGUUGAUGAUCCUCGAAACACUGAUAACGCAUGGAUGGAGACAGAAGCUGUGAACUACCAUGAUGAAACAGGUGAGAUAAUGGAUAAUCUUACUCUAGAAGCUGGAGAUGAUGCUGGAAAAGUGAAAUGGGUAGACAUCAGUGAAAAACUCAAGCUUUAUGCCAGUCACUCUCAAUUCAUCAAGCUUGUGGCAGAGAAACGAGAUGCACACUGGAGCGAGGACUCUGAAACUGACUGCCAUGGGUUAUAGCUUGUGGUCUCCACAUAAGCCAAAGGCCAAUAAAGGAGCAUGUGCUAAAAAGAAGGUGAUAUCACAGAACUCAUACUGUAAAUAGGGCAGAGUAGAUCACUUGGAAAUUAUUUUAUUCACUUUUCAAAACAUUUGCAUGUAGAAGUUUUUGCAUUGGAGUAAAAUGAGUAAGUACGAAAUGGAAGAUAGAAUUUUCAGCUUUCUGGUCAAA